Messenger RNA from Symphalangus syndactylus (siamang), 7480 nucleotides. RefSeq names its product YES proto-oncogene 1, Src family tyrosine kinase (gene YES1). The record is from RefSeq and is a predicted model, not a curated record. NCBI's taxonomy places the organism in Eukaryota, Metazoa, Chordata, Mammalia, Primates, Hylobatidae. Gene Ontology annotation, molecular function: protein tyrosine kinase activity; ATP binding; protein binding. Gene Ontology annotation, biological process: protein phosphorylation.
GACAGGGUUUCACCAUGUUGGCCAGGCUGGUCUCGAACUCUUGACCUCAGGCGAUCCACCCACCUCAGUGUCCCAAAGUGCUAGGAUUACAAGCGUGAGCCACUGCGCCUGGCCCUCUAUAUACAUUUACUUAGGUCACUUAGACAGUCCUUUCGCAGUUGAGGGGAAAUAAAACUGUAAUAUAGAAACCUCAGUCCUUGAGGCAAUGAAGACAUCAGGAGCAUUGAGAACUUGAUGAGUUGGUGCAUUUCUCCACUGAGCUUGGCACAAUAGGCCUAAUACUCAAGGAGAAAUACCUUCCUUUUUCCUGAUCUUUCAAAUUUAUCCUGAGAGAGGGGUUCUCAUAUUCUUCCUAACUGGGCACAGGAGCAGUCUUGGCCAGGUGGAGCUGGCAAAGCUAAGGUGGUGCAGAUAAUGUCAGGCACUGAAUGGAUUUGAGGAAGGUGGUGAGGGGAUGGUUGUUAGAAAAGAGGCAAUACAUGCACCUUGUGUAGGGCUGCAGGCUUUUUUACUGUUAUCAGGAAGAGAAAAUCAUCAUCAUAGCCUCAGUGGCGGAAGCAGCAGCAGCAGCAUAUCAGUGAUAGCACGUAGGAGAGGUUUAUCCUAAACAAAAACAUUUCCUGGUAGAAUCACAGGUUCCAAGGUGGUACUGAGCGGGCCCUAGUUCAACUUUCAACUUUUCAAACUUCCAGCCAAAUAAUUUUAAGCAUUAAUCAACUUGCAUAAAUGAAAGCAUUUUACUUUUAUAGGGACCUAACAUAUCUCAUAAAGUUUGUUUGUUUAAAGCUUUCCCCUAGCUUUUUCCUCCAGCAGACAUUUCCAGGGGUUUCAAGACUUAAGUUCCUUAUCACUCCCUAACACACAUGUACAUACCACACCUCUAUGCUGUGCAGGAGGGAAAAGUAGGGGCAAGCUUAUUUGUCCGUUUCAGGAUGAACAGAUUAAAAGCAAUUUUUGUUAUACCAAACUCAGUAAGACUUUCCAGAUUUUCUCUUCCUCAUUAAAAAUUUUUUAAAAAAAUAUUCCUGGAAACAAGUGAGCCAGUAAGUGUAAGAUUGAAAGCUUUCCAGGUUAUUUACAGACUGAGGUUUGACAUUGAUGAAUAUACUAAAAAAGAAAUCAGGUAAUGUGGUAAUAAAAAAAAAGGGAGGGCAAAGAGAAGCAAACUCAGUAAGUCAAUGUAAUCUAUAACUUGUAGGUGACAUUCUGACAUACUCUCCCAACUUUAAAACUCCAUAUAGAACAUCUUCAAAGCCACCUUACCCCUUAAACUGGGGCAAACUACUAUUUAAUUUCAUUUUAUUAUUAUUUUUAAAAAUAUAUUUUACUAAAUAGGAGGUCUCCCAUGUUGCCCAGACUGGUCUCCAACUCCUGGACUCAAGUGAUCCUGCUGUCUUGGACUCCCAGAAUGCUGGGAUUACACGUGUGAGCCACCAUGCCCGGCCUAUUUUAGAGUUGAUUUUUGAGACUGAGUGUUUAGGAAGACGAAAAUGUCUCUAUUUAGUGAAGAAAGGCAACAGCUCAAGGAAUUUUCUGUUUUAAUAAAAGCUGAAUAUAGACCUACAUAAAAUUUUAAAGCCCUGAGACAGUCAAUGACAAAUGAAGUUUUAGUACCUAAAGAAAAUACGGCAUCGUUCCACAUUAUGUGUAUCUUUAAUGCCUACGCCUACCUUUCGUUCAUUUAGUGAGCUGAAGAAAAAAAUAUUCAAACCCUUAUAUGCAUUUCCUUAAGUUCCUAGAAUACCGGAAUACUGACACAUACGAUUGCACUAUUUCAUAUCUGUCGAAGAUGAUUCUGAAUUUCACUAAAAACCGCAAAGGAAACCAAUAGUCACACAAUAAUUCUGAUAACCCCACCAAAGAGGAAGUAAAGAGAGUAAGUUACUCUAAAAGUCUGAUAGGGUAGAAGGGCCUCAAGGUUCAGUCCAUGAGGACCUUGAUUAACCUUCAUCUUUACGCCCCCACCCCAUCCUUCCGGGUCCUCCCCCUUCUUCAGCGGAGGCUCAUAGGAAAGGUGCGUGGAUUCAGACGGACACGAUUCUAGCUGUGGCUCCUCCACUUUCAAGGUUGCUGUUUCCACAGCUGUCAAGCAGGAUAACCAUACUGUUGCACUUCCCUCACUGGGCUGCCGCCAGCAUCAUAUAGAAAAACGCUGUCCCAACAUAAGCCAAACCCACCACUACUGGGAUAGUCGCCAAACAGAACUCAGCUUCGGUUCCCCUCCCGGCAAGGCUGGUUCGACCUACAGUCAACAGGAAGCUCCUGGAGGCAGGGACAGGAUCCCUGCCUCGGAAGGAGGCAAGACGUGAACGUUUUUUGGACGGCGAUCAAGAUGGUGAUGAGGGUGUGAGUAACGCUCCCGGCUCACGCGGUUGGGCUUGAGAUUUUACUACCAACGACAAAGGGUGCGGAAGCAUAGUGCUGAGAAGCAAACACCCAACCAAAAAAACUCAAACCCGUCCUCCCGCACAAAAACAAGCCCCAAAGCUCUGGGCACUACUGAGAGCCGGGCCAAGGAAAAGAGAAAAGCGGAAGGGCGGAAUCGGGGCGCCCCAUUCAAUCCCCGCGGCAGCCGAGCGUCGGUGGGUUCGCGGGUGGGCAGGGGCGCCGCGGACCUGCUCUCCGGGCAGGGAAGCACCUCCUCCUCACGCCCCCUCAGCCUGCGCCGCCCCCGGGAAUCCGCCCCGGACCCCGCCGCCAUGUUGGGUCGGGAGAAGUGACAGGGACCGGUCGCCUAUCCUGACCACAGCAAAGCGGCCCGGAGCCCGCGGACGGGACCUUAUGGGGGUGUAGGCGCCGGAAGGCUGGGGGCCCCGGAGACGGGCCGGCGCAGCCCGAGUUCCGGUGAGCAGACAGCGGCGCGCGCAGAUUUGAUAAUGGGCUGCAUUAAAAGUAAAGAAAACAAAAGUCCAGCCAUUAAAUACAGACCUGAAAAUACUCCAGAGCCUGUCAGUACAAGUGUGAGCCAUUAUGGAGCAGAACCCACUACAGUGUCACCAUGUCCAUCAUCUUCAGCAAAGGGAACAGCAGUUAAUUUCAGCAGUCUUUCCAUGACACCAUUUGGAGGAUCCUCGGGGGUAACGCCUUUUGGAGGUGCAUCUUCCUCAUUUUCAGUGGUGCCGAGUUCAUAUCCUGCUGGUUUAACAGGUGGUGUUACUAUAUUUGUGGCCUUAUAUGAUUAUGAAGCUAGAACUACAGAAGACCUUUCAUUUAAGAAAGGUGAAAGAUUUCAAAUAAUUAACAAUACGGAAGGAGAUUGGUGGGAAGCAAGAUCAAUCGCUACAGGAAAGAAUGGUUAUAUCCCGAGCAAUUAUGUAGCGCCUGCAGAUUCCAUUCAGGCAGAAGAAUGGUAUUUUGGCAAAAUGGGGAGAAAAGAUGCUGAAAGAUUACUUCUGAAUCCUGGAAAUCAACGAGGUAUUUUCUUAGUAAGAGAGAGUGAAACUACUAAAGGUGCUUAUUCCCUUUCUAUUCGUGAUUGGGAUGAGGUAAGGGGUGACAAUGUGAAACACUACAAAAUUAGGAAACUUGACAAUGGUGGAUACUAUAUCACAACCAGAGCACAAUUUGAUACUCUGCAGAAAUUGGUGAAACACUACACAGAACAUGCUGAUGGUUUAUGCCACAAGUUGACAACUGUGUGUCCAACUGUGAAACCUCAGACUCAAGGUCUAGCAAAAGAUGCUUGGGAAAUCCCUCGAGAAUCUUUGCGACUAGAGGUUAAACUAGGACAAGGAUGUUUUGGUGAAGUGUGGAUGGGAACAUGGAAUGGAACCACGAAAGUAGCAAUCAAAACACUAAAACCAGGUACAAUGAUGCCAGAAGCUUUCCUUCAAGAAGCUCAGAUAAUGAAAAAAUUAAGACAUGAUAAACUUGUUCCACUAUAUGCUGUUGUUUCUGAAGAGCCAAUUUACAUUGUCACUGAAUUUAUGUCAAAAGGAAGCUUAUUAGAUUUCCUUAAGGAAGGAGAUGGAAAGUAUUUGAAGCUUCCACAGCUGGUUGAUAUGGCUGCUCAGAUUGCUGAUGGUAUGGCAUAUAUUGAAAGAAUGAACUAUAUUCACCGAGAUCUUCGGGCUGCUAAUAUUCUUGUAGGAGAAAAUCUUGUGUGCAAAAUAGCAGAUUUUGGUUUAGCAAGGUUAAUUGAAGACAAUGAAUACACAGCAAGACAAGGUGCAAAAUUUCCAAUCAAAUGGACAGCUCCUGAAGCUGCACUGUAUGGUCGGUUUACAAUAAAGUCUGAUGUCUGGUCAUUUGGAAUUCUGCAGACAGAACUGGUAACAAAGGGCCGAGUGCCAUAUCCAGGUAUGGUGAACCGUGAAGUAUUGGAACAAGUGGAGCGAGGAUACAGGAUGCCGUGCCCUCAGGGCUGUCCAGAAUCCCUCCAUGAAUUGAUGAAUCUGUGUUGGAAGAAGGACCCUGAUGAAAGACCAACAUUUGAAUAUAUUCAGUCCUUCUUGGAAGACUACUUCACUGCUACAGAGCCACAGUACCAGCCAGGAGAAAAUUUAUAAUUCAAGCAGCCUAUUUUAUAUGCACAAAUCUGCCAAAAUGUAAAGAACUUGUGUAGAUUUUCUACAGGAAUCAAAAGAAGAAAAUCUUCUUUACUCUGCAUGUUUUUAAUGGUAAACUGGAAUCCCAGAUAUGGUUGCACAAAACCACUUUUUUUUCCCCCAAGUAUUAAACUCUAAUGUACCAAUGAUGAAUUUUCCAACGUACUUCAGGGUCCAGAGAAAAUAGAGCUAAGAUACUGAUAACAGUGUGGGUGAUAGCAUGGUAAUGAAGGACAGUGAGGCUCCUGCUUAUUUAUAAAUAAUUUCCUUUCUUUUUUUCCCCAAAGUCAGAAUUGCUCAAAGAAAAUUAUUUAUUGUUACAGAAAAAACUUGAGAGAUAAAAAGCUAUACCAUAAUAAAAUCUAAAAUUAAGGAAUAUCAUGGGACCAAAUAAUUCCAUUCCAGUUUUUUAAAGUUUCUUUUUUUUUUUUUUUGAGACAGAGUCUUGCUCUGUCGCCUAGGCUGGAGUGCAGUGGCACAAACUCGGCUCACUGCAAGCCCCGCCUCCCGGGUUCACGCCAUUCUCCUGCCUCAGCCUCUCUCAGUAGCUGGGACUACAGGCGUCCGCCACCACGCCCGGCUAAUUUUUUGUACUUUUAGUAGAGACGGGGUUUCAUCGUGGUCUCGAUCUCCUGACCUCGUGAUCCGCCCGCCUCGGCCUCCCAAAGUGCUGGGAUUACAAGCGUGAGCCACCACGCCCGGCCUUUUUUAAAGUUUCUUGCAUUUAUUAUUCUCAAAAGUUUUUUCUAAGUUAAACAGUCAGUAUGCAAUCUUAAUAUAUGCUUUCUUUUGCAUGGACAUGGGCCAGGUUUUUCUAAAGGAAUUUAAACAGGAUCUCAAACUUGAUUAAAUGUUAGACCACAGAAGUGGAAUUUGAAAGUAUAAUGCAGUACAUUAAUAUUCAUAUUCACGGAACUGAAAGAAUAAGAACUUUUUCACUUCAGUCCUUUUCUGAAGAGUUUGACUUAGAAUAAUGAAGGUAACUAGAAAGUGAGUUAAUCUUGUAUGAGGUUGCAUUGAUUUUUUUAAGGCAAUAUAUAAUUGAAACUACUGUCCAAUCAAAGGGGAAAUGUUUUAAUCUUUAGAUAGCAUGCAAAGUAAGACCCAGCAUUUAAAAAGCCCUUUUUAAAAACUAGACUUGGUACUGUGAGAUAUUGCUUAUAUGUCCUUAUGGGGAUGGGUGCCACAAAUAGAAAAUAUGACCAGAUCAGGGACUUGAAUGCACUUUUGCUCAUGGUGAAUAUAGAUGAACAGAGAGGAAAAUGUAUUUAAAAGAAAUACGAGAAAAGAAAAUGUGAAAGUUUUACAAGUUAGAGGGAUGGAAUGUGAUGUUUAAUGUUGAUGUCAUAGAGUGAGAGAAUGGCUUUGCUGGCACUCAGAGCUCCUCACUUAGCUAUAUUCUGAGACUUUUAAGAGUUAUAAGGUAUAACUAUAAAACUAAUUUUUCUUACACACUAAAUGGGUAUUUGUUCAAAAUAGUGAAGUUAUGGCUUCACAUUCAUUUCAGUGGGAUAUGGCUUUUAUGUAAAACAUUUUUAGAACUCCAGUUUUCAAAUCAUGUUUGAAUCUACAUUCACUUUUUUUUUUUUCUUUUUUGAGACGGAGUCUUGCUGUCACCCAGGCUGGAUGGAGUGCAGUGGUACGAUGUCGGCUCACUGCAAGCUCCGCCUCCCAGGUUCACACCAUUCUCCUGCCUCAGCCUCCCGAGUAGCUGGGACUACAGGCGCCCACCACCACACCCGGCUAGUUUUUUGUAGUUUUAGUAGAGACGGGGUUUCACCGUGUUAGCCGAGAUGGUCUGGAUCUCCUGACCUUGUGAUCUGCCCGCCUCAGCCUCGCAAAGUGCUGGGAUUACAGGCGUGAGCCACCGCACCCGGCCUACAUUCAGUUUUAAAGUCUACGUAAUGGUGGUCAUUUUUUCCCUUUUAGAAUAUAUUAAAUGGUUGAUUUGGGGAGGAAAACUUAUUCUAAAUAUUAACAGUGGUGAAAAGGGGACAGUUUUUACCCUAAAGUGCAAAAGUGAAACAUACAAAAUAAGACUAAUUUUUAAGAAUAACUCAGUAAUUUCAAAAUACAGAUUUGAAUAGCAGCAUUAGUGAUUUAAGUGUCUAGCAAAGGAAAAAUUGAUAAAUGAAGGUCUGGUGUAUAUGUUUUAAAAUUCUCUCAUAUAGUCACACCUUAAAUUAAACCUCAUAUUAGGCCCCUCUUUUCAGGAUAUAAUUCUUAACUAUCAUUAUUUACCUGAUUUUAAUCAUCAGAUUCGAAAUUCUGUGCCAUGGCAUAUAUGUUCAAAUUCAAACCAUUUUAAAAUGUGACAGAUGGACUUCAUGCAAGUUGGCAAUGGUUCUGGUACUAAAAAUUGUGGUUGUUUUUUCUGUUUAUGUAACCUGCUUAGUAUUGACACUCUCUACCAAGAGGGUCUUCCUAAGAAGAGUGCUGUCAUUAUUUCCUCUUGUCAACAACUUGUGACAUGAGAUUUUUUAAGGGCUUUGUGUGAACUAUGAUAUUGUAAUUUUUCUAAGCAUAUUCAAAAGGGUAACAAAAUUAUGUUUAUGUACUAAAUCAGGAAAGUAAGCCAGGAAAAGUUGAUGGUAUUCAUUAGGUUUUAACUGAAUGGAGCAGUUCCUUAUAUAAUAACAAUUGUAUAGUAGGGAUAAAACACUAACUUAAUGUGUAUUCAUUUUAAAUUGUUCUGUAUUUUUAAAUUGCCAAGAAAAACAAACAACUUUGUAAAUUUGAAGAUUUUUUCCAACAGCUUUUCGUCUUCAGUGUCUUAAUGUGGAAGUUAACCCUUACCAAAAAAGGAAGUUGGCAAAAACAGCCUUCUAGCACACUUUUUUAAAUGAAUAAUGGUAGCCUAAACUUAAUAUUUUUAUAAAGUAUUGUAAUAUUGUUUUGUGGAUAAUUGAAAUAAAAAAUUCUCAUUGAAUGCA